Molecule: messenger RNA, 1721 nt
Organism: Acanthaster planci (crown-of-thorns starfish)
Lineage: Eukaryota; Metazoa; Echinodermata; Asteroidea; Valvatida; Acanthasteridae
Biological process (GO): translation
Cellular component (GO): ribosome; mitochondrial large ribosomal subunit
Molecular function (GO): structural constituent of ribosome; mRNA binding
Source: RefSeq, a predicted model, not a curated record
UGCCCAGUCGAUUGUGGUAGAUCAAAGAUAGCGCCGCUAGGCAAUCUUUGCCGUUUCGCGUUAUGUAGACGUCUACAUACACACGUGUACACGAUAUACACAAACGUGACCGAAAGUGCAGCCGCAUAUCGUGUGCUCCAUUUGUGUCGUAGUGUUAUGAGUGCAGGUCUUGCCAGUUGUCGAGCGCGACUUGGAAGUACUUCCACGAUGAGUGCUGUCCGCUUAUGUAGAAUUUUUACCCGUAUCAGGCCUGCAAUGUUAACGACAAGGCCGUGCAUGCAGCAGGUGGUGUGGUUACCCAUACUUCAGAAUUGUUUGACACUACCAUCAAUAAACUGUGGACUGAAGCAGGUUAUUCCUACAUGCAUGGCAACAAGAAGUUACAGCAAUGAUUCUAUCCCUCCACCUGCUCUUGAUGGAGAGGUCAAAUACUCUGAAAAACUCAACAACAUUGUGCAACAGAUCUCAAGCCUUACAAUUGCUGAAGUAGCAGAUCUAAAUAAAUUAUUGAAGCAAACUUUAGGAAUCCAAGAUACCCCAGUCAUGGCAAUGGGAACAGUAGCAGCACCUGCAGCAUCCCAAGAGGAAGAAGAUGAUGAUGAUGAAGUUACUACUGCUCCCAAGGAAAAGACUCAAUUCACAGUCAAACUGACAAAAUUUGACGAAACAAGCAAAGUCAAACUUAUCAAGCAGAUAAAAGCACUAACAAGUGGUAUGAAUCUUGUACAGGCCAAGAAGUUUGUGGAGUCUGCACCACAGAUUGUAAAAGCUGAUGUCAGUAAAACAGAAGCAGAGGACAUAAAGAAACAAAUUGAGGAGGCAGGAGGAACUUGUGAAAUCGAAUAGGUGUCCUUUAAGGAAAACUUGAGAAAGGCUUUUGUUGUGGUUGCAUUGUGUAUUAGAGUGAGGAUGUUUUUGUAUGUGUCACCUAAUAAUCUUAGAUCUUCAGUGAGCAUCAAAACCUGGAUGUGUUCUGAUUCCCUGUAAGACAGAGCGGAAUACUGCACACACAUUUUCAUUGCGUUUCAUGCUGUUUUAAGUGCAUUCGAUCUUUUUUAUUUUGAUGAUAAUGCAAAUUAAUUGGCAUAUUUAUGAGCAAAGUGUAAUGUCAUCUGAGGCAAAAAACUGAGUGAUAUAGAAAUAUCUGCAUAAAAAUUACAAGUUUUUAUCUAAGUUUAUGAUGGUGUAAACCAGUGAGUAUUACUCUCACAGCUAAUUUCUUAAAUUCAGUAAGGAAAUUUUUGGUUUACGGUUUGAGGGGAAAAUCUCCCAUGACCAAUGUCAUCCUGUGUCAAAGCUCCAACCACCCUCAUUUACUUAAAAAUUGUGGAAAAGUUGAAGGCCACCUGUCAGAGGAAUAUAAGUAGAAGUCAGAUAAUGUAGUUUUCUUGACAUUUAAGAGGAGAAAAAUUGCACAAAUUAUGUUCCCCUGUACAGAUGGUAAAAUGCACAUUACAGACUCCUCAAAAUGCAUCAUGGUCGUUGCAGUAACUUGCUAAUUUGUCCCAAAAUUUGAGGCAUAUAUUUUGAAGUUUACUCAAGGAUGAUUUGCAGUGUUGGUAUGCUUCCCUUGCAGAAAUGUCCCGUGGUACUGUCCCAAUAACCUACACAUUUUGUGGUACCAUAUUUUUUACCAUUGCUACAGGACAUUUUCAGAAGAGUAUGUACAUGUAAUUAGUUCAAACUCCACAGAGUUCAAAUAAAAUUAAUUCGGAAAUUAA